GCUUUGGCCCUAAUGGCUUCACUUGCUUUAUCAAAGGCAGAGCGUCCUACUUGACAAACAGCAGGAGGCUGAUAGAGAAGCGCGGGGGGUGCCAAUCUAAGAGACCAAGCCUGACAUGCUGCGGUGAGUCCACCUACUGCCACCCUCGAGUGAGUUUUCUCUCCAGAGACCUUUCCUGAGCGCAGGGAGACCAGUCGAAGGGAAAGGCCACCCAGAAGCAGCGAAGUAGGCAGCGUCCCACCCACCAGAGAUCUAGUAGGGAGCCAGUGCCUGAACCGCCGUCUCUGGGUAGUCCCUGGAUUGCCGGCGCCCAGGAAACCACCCGCCAGAGGGCCAACCCAGCACCGACUGUUAUCCGGAGAGGCGGCGCAGGCCAGGAUUCAGGAGCGAGCUUGAUCUCUCAUCCCAGUCCCCUCCCUCCUUCUCCGGCUGUGAAGAUGUCCGCCAAGCCCGAAGUUGGAUUAGUGCGUGAGGCUUCUCGGCAGAUCGUGGCCGGUGGUUCAGCUGGUUGUCUUACCACAAGAGAUAAGAGGAAUCACCAACCAUUCUGCUUUGCCAAGAAUUUGGGGAGAGGUGGGGGCAGCCACUACAGAAUUCAAGGUCUUGUAGAAAUUUGCCUGAUGCACCCCCUGGAUGUGGUGAAAACCAGGUUCCAGAUUCAGAGAUAUGCAACUGAUCCAAACAGUUAUAAAAGCUUAGGGGACAGCUUUCGUAUGAUCUUCCAAACAGAAGGGUUGUUUGGUUUUUACAAGGGAAUUCUGCCACCCAUCUUAGCUGAAACACCAAAAAGAGCAGUGAAGUUUUUCACCUUUGAGCAGUACAAGAAAUUGCUAGGAUAUGUGUCACUGUCACCAGCAUUGACAUUUGCCAUUGCUGGAUUGGGAUCUGGACUAACAGAAGCCAUCGUGGUUAACCCUUUUGAGGUAGUAAAAGUUGGCUUGCAAGCUAAUCGGAACACAUUCACAGAGCAACCAUCCACCUUAAGUUAUGCAAGACAAAUCAUUAAGAAGGAAGGCUUGGGACUCCAGGGCCUCAACAAAGGAUUUACAGCAACUUUGGGACGUCAUGGAGUUUUCAACAUGGUUUAUUUUGGCUUCUACUACAAUGUCAAAAACAUUAUUCCUGUCAAUAAGGAUCCAACCUUGGAAUUUUUGAGAAAAUUUGGGAUUGGUCUUCUUUCUGGGACAAUAGCCUCAGUCAUUAACAUCCCUUUUGAUGUUGCCAAAAGUAGGAUUCAAGGACCUCAGCCAGUUCCUGGAGAGAUCAAGUACAGAACCUGUUUUAAAACAAUGGCAACAGUCUAUCAGGAAGAAGGGAUUUUAGCCUUGUACAAAGGACUGCUUCCCAAAAUUAUGAGACUUGGACCAGGUGGUGCAGUGAUGCUGCUGGUUUAUGAAUACACCUAUUCAUGGCUGCAAGAGAACUGGUGACUGCCUCCCAAGCAUUUUCCCCUUGAGAUAAUGGGUAUUUGCUCUGCAACCCCAUGAAGAGGAAAGACUACGGAUCAGCUAAACUAGGCAUACGAUUAUGAAGGGGAAAACAGCUUGUUCAAGAACAAAGCCUAUUUUGAGACGUUAGAAAUUAUCUUUAGGCAACUUGAAAUGAUAGUUUGGGUCAUAUACAUAAAGCUGUGAAAAAAAUAGUAUGAAACAAUGAGAUAUAUAAGUUGACUAUUAAAAUUUCAUAGGAAUCAGUUAUGUUUUAUAAAAGCAAAAUGAGUUUCAUCACUUAUGUUCCUCUUAUACUACUUCAUAAUGAAAAUUCAUUAUAAUGAUAAUUGUUUUUCCUAAGAGGCCUAGAAAUGCUUAAGUUCUUGAAAGUAAAUUCUUCUGUGGCUAUUUUGAGAAAAACUGGGUGAAAAAAAUAGUUAAAGUUUUUAUAAGAAGUUAACUUUUUCCACUAGUAAUAUUUAAAGAACAGAAGGAGAAUAUUUUCAAAGUGCAUUAAAAUGGCUUUUUAAGAAUGUUUAAUAUCAUGAAUGUUAUUAAAAUGUAAAUCUGUUCUCUAGUUCUAGUUUCCUAAAUCUACUUUAUAUUUUACAUGAUUGAUUAAGUAGAUAUAUUUUAAGUCAUGCUAUCUGAUGUAUUUUACUACUAAUGGAAUACAUGAAAUUAAACUACUUUGAAGACAA
Molecule: messenger RNA, 2131 nt
Organism: Marmota monax (woodchuck)
Lineage: Eukaryota; Metazoa; Chordata; Mammalia; Rodentia; Sciuridae
Gene: Slc25a21
Product: solute carrier family 25 member 21
Exons: 11
Coding region: 438-1430 (330 amino acids)
Biological process (GO): transmembrane transport
Source: RefSeq, a predicted model, not a curated record